This is a messenger RNA of Peromyscus eremicus (cactus mouse), 1362 nucleotides long. RefSeq names its product family with sequence similarity 50 member A (gene Fam50a). Gene Ontology annotation, biological process: chromatin organization. Bases 234 to 1172 code for a protein of 312 amino acids. NCBI's taxonomy places the organism in Eukaryota, Metazoa, Chordata, Mammalia, Rodentia, Cricetidae. Gene Ontology annotation, cellular component: nucleus. The transcript is spliced from 13 exons. The record is from RefSeq and is a predicted model, not a curated record.
GGAGGGCUGGACCUUUUUAUUCCUCUUCUUCUUGUUUAUCUUUUCCUGAAAUCCCAUGGUUUGGGUCUCAGGAGUUUUGGCUUAAAGACUGAGUAGGAAAAAGGCCAAAGUAUGGUGGUGGCUAUAGGCUACUGAGGGAGUGCUGAUCCCCAGCAGGAGACCUGAAGGGGCCAGAGCAGUUCAGAGAUGCCAAGGAAAGGAUCUCCUUUGGCUCCUUUAGUCCUCCUAGCUUCAUGGACCCUUCCCCCCAGAAAAGGAAAGGGGAGAAUAUAAUGAAAUCCAACAUUGACAAGAAGUUUUCUGCACACUAUGAUGCUGUGGAAGCAGAGCUUAAAUCCAGUACUGUGGGUCUUGUGACCCUGAAUGACAUGAAGGCCAAGCAGGAGGCGCUGGUGAAAGAGCGAGAGAAGCAGCUGGCUAAAAAGGAGCAAUCAAAGGAGCUACAGCUGAAGCUAGAGAAGCUGCGAGAGAAGGAGCGCAAGAAGGAGGCCAAGCGGAAGAUCUCUAGCCUGUCCUUCACCUUGGAGGAAGAAGAAGAGGGAGGUGAAGAGGAGGAAGAGGUGGCCAUGUAUGAGGAGGAACUGGAGAGGGAAGAGAUCACCACAAAGAAAAGGAAAUUGGGGAAGAACCCUGAUGUGGACACAAGCUUCUUGCCUGACCGGGACCGAGAGGAGGAGGAGAAUCGGCUUCGAGAAGAGCUGCGUCAGGAGUGGGAAGCCAAGCAGGAGAAAAUCAAGAGUGAAGAGAUUGAAAUUACCUUUAGUUACUGGGAUGGCUCUGGACACCGGCGCACAGUUAAGAUGAAAAAGGGCAACACAAUGCAGCAGUUCCUGCAGAAAGCACUUGAGAUCUUGCGCAAAGACUUCAGUGAGCUCAGGUCAGCAGGGGUGGAGCAGCUCAUGUAUAUCAAGGAGGACUUAAUCAUCCCCCACCAUCACAGCUUCUAUGAUUUCAUCGUUACCAAGGCACGAGGAAAGAGUGGGCCACUCUUCAACUUUGAUGUUCAUGAUGAUGUACGACUGCUCAGUGAUGCCACUGUGGAGAAAGAUGAGUCACAUGCAGGCAAAGUGGUGCUAAGGAGCUGGUAUGAGAAGAACAAGCACAUCUUUCCUGCCAGUCGCUGGGAGCCCUAUGACCCAGAGAAGAAAUGGGACAAGUACACGAUCCGGUGAGCAUCCAGAAGUGGGCAUGACCUUGGCUCUCCCCAGCGUGCCCUCCAUAUCUCUAGGGCUCCAGGUGCCUAGAUUCCUUGGGAUCAUGCCAGAGCACUCUGGGAGGAUGUUAGUUGCUAUUCUCUGGCCCUGAUAUUGUCAUUACUGCUUUUCUCUUUUACAAUAAAAAAGUGUACAUGUGGGAGCCGGA